Cydia pomonella (codling moth) is the source of this 2538-nucleotide messenger RNA. RefSeq lists its product as uncharacterized. The record is from RefSeq and is a predicted model, not a curated record. Bases 504 to 2195 code for a protein of 563 amino acids. The transcript has 7 exons. NCBI's taxonomy places the organism in Eukaryota, Metazoa, Arthropoda, Insecta, Lepidoptera, Tortricidae.
AUCUGACAAGUAAAAUGACAAUUUUGGAAUAAAACGUAAAAAAUACAAGAACAUCCUUUCAGAAUCUAAAUAAUAUGUGAAAAUUACAGAUUUCAUUGAAAAUCUACCCCAUACUAAAAGCUCCCAUGUAGGGGGGACAAAGCAAGAAUAAAUUAAUCUUAUGAGGAACUCAUCUCGAGUUCCUCAUAAGAUAAGGACUUUACCGUAAAUCUGGACAAUCCCGUGUGACUAAAGGUAUUUAGUAAUAAUGCGUUCUUAAGUACUUGUACCAACGGCCAACUAUUCAUACAACAUAAUUACUUCAAGCGUAGGUAUAUGUUAUCUUAAAAUACUAUUCGUUUUUAAUUUACAGAAAUUUGAUCACCUAAGUUAUUUGAUUGAGCUAUGAGGACCUUCAAACAAGAAACUAAACCUAUAACUCUUAAAUUAACGCAUACUAAGAAUUUUUAUAGUAAAGAAGUGAAUGAAUUAAAAAAAACGAUGACACCGCUUUUUAUAUGUGAAUGCGGGAUCUGAGGCGUUCAGUGCCUACGUUGGCUGAUCCCUGCAACUGUAAGCCCUGUAAUUGCGAGCAGUGCACUAUGUUUGCCAAAAACUACGAUUGCAAAAGCAUUGAACAUCGCUUGCAAUGCGAAAAUAAAUCACACGAUGAUUUAAUAUUCAAUCAUCUUACUAAAUCUAUCAUUUAUGACGGAGAGAAUCCAGCAACCAUAACUCUUUUUGGAGAUGUCGGACAUUCAGACAACCAGUAUUCCCCUUGCUCAUGUACUAACUGCAUACAGCAUUGCCUUAGUUUACCGCUAGUGAACCAAACACCUGCUGUCAAACCUGGAAUUAAAAUGUUGAAUAGUCCGCACAAGUGUUGCUUAAGCAACUCCUGCAGUCUUAGAUGCGUAUCCGGUGGUGAUAUGGUCGGAAAACCAACCGAGGAAUAUCAUAACUUUUACACCUCUAUAGUAGAAAACCAUCAAGUGAUACCACAGAAUGUGGAUUUUACGGACUCUGCAGUAUGCAAGUGUUCGUUUUGUGAGUGUUCGUCAUGUCCUUAUCGAGAGCAAGCCGGAAAUCAGGAAAGUUGUAAAACUAUUAGUCUUUUAAAAAAAUAUAUUGAAGAUGAGUGGAAACGAAAGUUAAGAAGUAGAACUCAAGAUUAUAAUUAUGACUACGGGCUUCAUGGAGGUUGUCCAAAAAGUACAAUCAGCAAAGUUGGUGUCAUUAAAAGUUCAGAAAAUUGUAGUAGGUGUAUAUCAGACCCUAAUGCACGCGCGAGACCUUGUCAUUGCUCUAUAAAAGAAAUGCUAAAUAAUCUAUACGAGCACGAAAUUGAAAUUGAUGGACGUGAUAAUAAAUUACUGAACGAACAACUCUAUAAAAAUAAUUAUGUAAGUACAGUAGCAAAUGUUGAAACUAAUACUGAAUAUAUCACAACCGACAAAAGUACUGAAACUGACAAUCAGCGGUGCUUAGAAAAUAAAGUAAAAAAUUAUGAAUAUACAUUAAAAAUUGAUAUUACUGCACCCGAUCUUGGUAAUAUAUCUAGGUAUGGUACUAAACAAAAGAUAAAGAAAAUAUCUAAAAACAAAAUAAAGGAACAGACGCAGAAAGUGAUGAAUGAUAUUAUAAACGAUAUUUCAAGAAAUUCUCAAAUGGAACAAACAAACCAAACGUCAUUUACGGACCUUAAAAAUCAUAAGGUGGAUGAUUUUAUAAUUGGCUGCAUUACCCCAAUUCAUAAUGGCAUAGGCCAUAGUAUUGUAAAAGUUGCAGGAGUAAGCGAGUCUGAAUUACCGUCCAAAGAUGGCUCCUUUCUGUUUCAGAAUGAAACAUUCAGUCCAACAUCACCAGAAGAAAUCUCAAAGACCGUCUCAAUAAUAGAUUCGGAAAUGGGAAGUUAUUUGGAUGAGCUCAGAGUCCAAGAACCGUGCGCUAGAAGAGUGUCACAUCAUACAGUUAGUCUCAAGUGGAAGCUGCCCAAAGCAAUCGAAGGAAUAAUGGGAUACGAAAUACUGGUGGACGGCAAAUCUAUUGAGAGGAUAGGUAAUCCAAGGCGUUGCAUGGCGGUAAUCAGCUGCCUCCCUCCCGUCCAGCGACUUCUGAUCACCAUCCGGACCAUCACCAAAACCGCAGAUCAAGGGUUCCUCCCUUGCACCACUAUCGGAUAUCACCCACGUGAUAAUAAAUUUAUAUGCGUUUAAAAGUUAACUGCUAAUUAUGACACUAUUUAUUUUCCGAAUCUCUUAUGUUAGAAUAGAAGCGGUUGUUACAUUUACCGUUACACCGCACCGAUCUGUGCUUCGAAAAUUUAUGAAGAACGAAAACGUAUCGUCACUCACAGGGGUUAUUACGAACGGAUAGACUUACGAUAGGAUCAAACUGCGGUAGUAGUUGCAACGGUAAAUGAAAUUACCGCUUAAGUCAAGCCCUUUCUUACCUUAAUUAUUUAAAAUUUGUAUACUUGUCUUAAAUUUACAUAAAAUAGUUAAAACUUGUCUUAUUAUUAUGUCAGUGAAAAAUAAAGUUAAAAUUGAACUGUAACAA